AUGCAUGUUGCAGCCCAAGCGGGCCAUGUCGGCCUGACAGGGGCCCUGUUGGCUGCUGGAGCUGAUGCUGGUGCUCGUUACGGCACCUAUCAAUUGUCAGCCCUGGAGGUGGCUGCCCGCAAUGGCCGUGCAGGAGUUGUGAAGGUGCUGAUUGAGCACGGGGUGAAUGUGAACACGGCGAACGCGGACGGCUCCACACCCCUAGAUUGUGCUGUUUGUGGAGGUUCCGCACAGGCGAUCGAUGCGCUUGCCAAGGCAGGAGCAAACGUCGAUCAUACGAACAUCGGAGGGGAUACACCUCUUCAUGUUGCAGUUUUCUGGCGCCAUCUCCAAGCCGCUCUCGCCCUGGGCGCAGUGGCGACAGCAAGUCAGCAAAGAACAUGGGAACAUGACGACAACGAAAUGGAGCCGUGCUCGCCUUGUGAGCAAGCUUGUCGACGAGAAGGACGCCGCCAAUGCCCAGAGCAGCCGCACGACUGCGGGUUGCGGCGAAGGUGGUGA
Molecule: messenger RNA, 501 nt
Organism: Ectocarpus siliculosus
Lineage: Eukaryota; Phaeophyceae; Ectocarpales; Ectocarpaceae
Source: the annotation of a GenBank genome assembly